Messenger RNA from Closterium sp. NIES-65, 3612 nucleotides. Lineage: Eukaryota; Viridiplantae; Streptophyta; Zygnematophyceae; Desmidiales; Closteriaceae. The record is from the annotation of a GenBank genome assembly.
AUGUCCUUAGUUCCGUCUUCGUCGAACACGGGCAUGGUGGACCUCACCAUGAAUGUUGUAGAGCGCCCGCCAGGUGGCUUCUCUGCUGGCGGUGGGCUGUCCGGCAGCAGGUGGGGGGGGAGAGGGGAGGGGAGCAAGAGGCAAGUGGAGCGGUUAGGGGAUAGCAGUGGGUGGGUUGGGGAGAGGGCAAAGGGUGGGGGGAGGAUAGAGGAGUGGGUUGGGGGGAGGAUAAGAAGGGCAGAGGGUGGUGGGGGGGCAGCGGGUGGGGUGGAGGGCAGUGGCGGGAAGGGGCGCGCAGCGGUGCCUGCCUGCAUCCAUCCGUUCCUCUCCUCUCUUCCUCCCGUGCUCGCCGCAGCCUUUCCGGAGGAGCUCUCUCUGGCCUCAUUGGCAGGCACCUCUUCCCUGCACAUCGCUUGCUUCAAUCCAUUCCUCGCACCGCCCUCCUCUCCACCACUUGGCUCAGCACUCAUCUCCGUGCAUGCAUCAGCACUCAUCUCCGUGCAUGCAUCAGCACUCAUCUCCGUGCAUGCAUCAGCACUCAUCUCCGUGCAUGCAUCAGCACUCACCUCCGUGCAUGCAUCAGCACUCAUCUCCGUGCAUGCAUCAGCACUCAUCUCCGUGCAUGCAUCAGCACUCAUCUCUGUGCAUGCAUCAGCACUCAUCUCCGUGCAUGCAUCAGCACUCAUCUCCGUGCAUGCAUCAGCACUCAUCUCCGUGCAUGCAUCAGCACUCAUCUCCGUGCAUGCAUCAGCACUCAUCUCCGUGCAUGCAUCAGCACUCAUCUCCGUGCAUGCAUCAGCACUCAUCUCCGUGCAUGCAUCAGCACUCAUCUCCGUGCAUGCAUCAGCACUCAUCUCCGUGCAUGCAUCAGCACUCAUCUCCGUGCAUGCAUCAGCACUCAUCUCCAUGCAUGCAUCAGCACUCAUCUCCGUGCAUGCAUCAGCACUCAUCUCCGUGCAUGCAUCAGCACUCAUCUCCGUGCAUGCAUCAGCACUCAUCUCCGUGCAUGCAUCAGCACUCAUCUCCGUGCAUGCAUCAGCACUCAUCUCCGUGCAUGCAUCAGCACUCACCUCCGUGCAUGCAUCAGCACUCAUCUCCGUGCAUGCAUCAGCACUCAUCUCCGUGCAUGCAUCAGCACUCAUCUCCGUGCAUGCAUCAGCACUCAUCUCCGUGCAUGCAUCAGCACUCAUCUCCGUGCAUGCAUCAGCACUCAUCUCCGUGCAUGCAUCAGCACUCAUCUCCGUGCAUGCAUCAGCACUCAUCUCCGUGCAUGCAUCAGCACUCAUCUCCGUGCAUGCAUCAGCACUCAUCUCCGUGCAUGCAUCAGCAAGACACUCAAGUCACAUGGGAUCCUUGCUCCUUCCUGCUCUCUGUCCCUCUCUCCAAUCUCCGUGUGGCUUAUACUUGCAACUCACACCCCCCCUCCUUCCCCGUCCUUCACUCCAGCUUCUCCUACUCGCACCACAAGGUGAGGGGGCGCAACCAGAAGCUCAACGUGGCGGUGGAGCCACUCAGAGACUGCCUGCCUGCCCUCACAUUAUCCCAUUACCCCCUUCACCCCUCUUCACCCCCAUUCACACCCUACUGUCCAGCUUCACGUACUCACACCGCAACGUGAGGGGGCGCAACCAGAAGCUGAACGUGGCGGUGGAGCGAGGCCAGCUGGACUCCAUCUUCCGCGCCUCGUACAGCGACCCGUGGAUCGAGGGCGAUGACAAGCGCACGUCACGGGCCAUCAACAUUCAGAACUCGCGCACGCCAGACAUGAUGGUGCACGGGGUGCGGCGGGACGGCAGUGCGGGCGGCCCGUGGGCAGGGGGGGUGACCAUCGCACGGGUGGUGGCCUCGGUGGACUACAGCCGCCCCAUCCGCCCCCGCUGGACCGCUACAGCCGGGCUCAACCUGCAGAGAGCAGGGGCGAGGGACGACCACGGCCACCCCAAGCUGGUUGAUGCCUAUGGCAGUCCGCUCACCUUCAGUGGGCGGGCAUCAGACGACAUGCUGAUAGCCAAGCUUGAGACGGUUUACACCGACUCAGGAGAUAAUGCCUCCUCACAGGUACGCCUCCUCACAGGCCCCUUUGCUUACCUGUCCUCCUCAACACUUCAACUCCCCAUCCCAUAUCUCUGCACAUUCUCCCCACCCAUUCUCCUCCGUCAACCCAUCACUCCCCCCCACACCCGCUCUCGCGCUUCCUUUGAGCCUCCCUCCGCCCUCCCCCCACUAAGGUGGCACCUGCUUGUGUUGAGCAGGGAGCAGGCCACCCCAUCAUCGUCCACUUGCCAAUACCCGAUCUCAACCCAUAAAUCCCCCCAUCCCUUGCCUCCUCAACCCCUCUCCCCCCGUUCCCCAGCUCUUGCUGAGCACGGAGCAGCCCAUCCUCAUCGCCAGCUUGCCUAUACCCCCCUAUCUCCCCCUCCUCCACCCCCCUGUUCCCCCAUCCCGCCCCCCCUCACAGCUUGUGCUGAGCACGGAGCAGCCCAUCCCCACUGCCCACUUGCCCGCAACCACUCUCCGCUGCCCCCUCCCGUCCCUUCUCUCCCAUCCCUUAUCUCCCGUCCCUUGUCUCCUGUCCCUUGUCUCCUGUCCCUUGUCUCCUGUCCCUUGUCUCCUGUCCCUUGUCUCCUGUCCCUUGUCUCCUGUCCCUUGUCUCCUGUCCCUUGUCUCCUGUCCCUUGUCUCCUGUCCCUUGUCUCCUGUCCCUUAUCUCCGUCCCUUGUCUCCUGUCCCUUGUCUCCUGUCCCUUGUCUCCUGUCCCUUGUCUCCUGUCCCUUGUCUCCUGUCCCUUGUCUCCUGUCCCUUGUCUCCUGUCCCUUGUCUCCUGUCCCUUGUCUCCUGUCCCUUGUCUCCUGUCCCUUGUCUCCUGUCCCUUGUCUCCUGUCCCUUGUCUCCUGUCCCUUGUCUCCUGUCCCUUAUCUCCCGUCCCUUGUCUCCUGUCCCUUGUCUCCUGUCCCUUGUCUCCUGUCCCUUGUCUCCUGUCCCUUGUCUCCUGUCCCUUGUCUCCUGUCCCUUGUCUCCUGUCCCUUGUCUCCUGUCCCUUCUCGUGCUGAGCACGGAGCAGGCCAUCCCCAUCGCGCCCGACUGGCUCUUCUUCAACCGCAUCAACGCCCGCGCGCGUAACGGCUUCCGCAUCGCCCAUGCUCGCCUCAUCGGCAGCUUCUCAGGCGGCACGGUGGUGGGCGACCUGGCGCCACACGAGGCGUUCCCCAUCGGCGGCACCAACAGCGUGCGCGGAUAUGACGAGGGCGCUGUGGGGUCGGGGCGAUCCUACAUCGUCACCAGCGGGGAGAUCUCCUUCCCCAUGUUUGGCCCACUAGAGGGUGCCUUCUUUGCCGACUAUGGCACCGACCUAGGCUCGGGUGCCACUGUGCUAGGUACGGCGAUGGUACUGCAGGGACAUGUGGCAAGCCUGGGCUUUGGGCUGGACAUUGGGCUGGCACAUAGCGUUUUCUUUAUUUGUGACCCAGCAGGGGCACGGGGCAAGCCAGGGAGGGGCUUUGGGCUGGGCGCGGGGGUGCGGGUGGACUCACCGCUGGGCCCUCUGCGCCUGGAGUAUGCGUUCAAUGACCAGAAGAUCCCUCGCUUCCACUUUGGCAUUGGCUACCGCAACUAG